AUGACUGAUAAAGAGAAUGGUUUGUCAACGACAAUUGCGGGUAAUAUUUUUACGUUUCAAGAAACUUCUUAUACACUGCCAUAUUUUGGCAUUGAAACCGGGAAUCUUAUCGAACCGCUAGAAACUAAAGAAUUUAUUGAAGUAGCCAUCCGGAAAGGAUGUCGAUGUUUUGAAGUUUCAUUGUUCAAUGGAAAUUUGGAAAUUAUUAGCCAAGCAAUUAAUGAUGCUAUUGACCGGUUAAAUUUGAAACGAACAGACAUAAAGCUUAUAGCUACAGUUGAAAUACAGACCGAUGAUGUAGCUGCUGCAGUUAGACGACAAAUAGAAGAAACAAUUGAUAGUUUACAUACCACGUUUCUUGACGUUGUCAUACUCCGAUCACCAUAUGCGCCGGGCACAACCGAUAGCGACACGAAAAAUAAAAGACGUCGAAGAUUGGCAUAUCAAGAACUGGAAGCUUUAUUCUGCCCAUUUUUUUUGUUUUUUGCAGUAGAGAGGAAGAUACGUAUGUUUGGUUUAUGCAACUUUGAGUUUCAUCAUAUAUUUGAAAUUAAAAGCUUUGCUAAGUAUCCGCCAUCAAUACUGCAGCUGGAGAUACAUCCGCAUUACUACAGAGAAGAUCUUAUUCAGUUUGCACUAGAAGAAAAAAUGUUUGUUCAGGCAAAAAAUUUAUUGGGAGAGUUCCAUCCAAAUUUCAAUAAUGACAAUACCAUUGCAAGUGUUGCAGAAUCUAAACAACUGACUAUUCCACAACUCUUAACCACUUGGAUUAUUCAUUGUGGCUUUGGACUUAUGCUGUCGGUAACAAAUGUGGAACAACUUUCUGAUGCUAUUAAAGCUUGUUCUGUUCAGUUAAGCGAUAUCGAGGUCAAUAAGCUUUGUAAGCUUAACAAAGAUGUUUCAUAUUGUUCUGAAGAUUGA
Molecule: messenger RNA, 921 nt
Organism: Enterobius vermicularis (human pinworm)
Lineage: Eukaryota; Metazoa; Nematoda; Chromadorea; Rhabditida; Oxyuridae
Source: the annotation of a GenBank genome assembly